UCCCCAAUUCUCCGCCCCACCUCCGAGCGCGCAGCGGAACUCUGCGUCCCAAGCGUGGUUCCCGGACGGAGUUCGACGUGGGACUCGGCCCGAUGUAAAUUUCGGCGGCCGCUCGGCGUAUGGCGGCUCUAGGACGUCCUGCUCGGAGGGUGCCAGCAGCCCUGGAACCUGGUGCCGCUCGCGCGUCCCGCAAACCCCAGCUCCCGGGCCGGGGCCCCGAUGCCCCGGGUCCUUCCGCCUUGGGUCUCCACUGGGCGCAACCCACGUGCGUUGCCGCCGCCUCCGGAGCGCACCCCGUCCGCGAUGAAGGUGUGGCUGUCUCGAAGAAGCAAAAGAAGAAGAAAACCCAGACCAGGGUCUCUGUGGCGAAUGGAGGCGAGAAGGCCUCCGAGAAGCCUGCCGCAGAGGACUCUCCCCUAAGCUCCGAGGCCCAGGCAAGGGCGGAGCAGCUGGCCCGGGAACUGGCCUGGUGUGUGGAGCAGCUGGAGCUGGGCCUCAAGAUGCAGAGACCUACCCCAAAACAGAAAGAGCAGGCCAUUGGCGCAAUCCGAACUCUACAGAGUCAAAGAACUCCCCUGCCUCGAAAGAGGCAGCUGAUGCACUCCUUGUUUGGGGACUACAGGGCCCAGAUGGAGGCCGAGUGGCAAGAGUCCUUGCGGGCUCUCAGGGCUGCUGCCCGUUCAGCCCAAGUGCAGCCUGUAGGUGAGGCCUUCAGAAAGAAGAGCCAAAGGAUCUGCAGACCUCGUCCAGCAGGGAGAGCCAAGGCCACUCUGGACAUUCCUGAUGAAGAGUUUAGGUUCAAUUUCUUUUAGCUUCUCCCCUAUCUUGGCACAGUCCUCUCUCCCUCACGGUGUUGUCAAGGUUUGUCGUGACUGUAGUGCCUUUCUAGGAAUUCUCUGUCAGCAGGUAUGAGAUUGGUUGGUUCUUGCCUGGUCCAUGCAUCUGAGUUUGUUGGGCAGGUGUGAGACUGUCAGAUGAGCAUAAGACUCCAUUUGUAGAUUUUCUAAAUGAAAUAUCUCUUCUGCCAGAAGAGAGAGAGGUGCAUUUAGGAGAGGUGCAUUUAGCUUCUAUGAUAAGCUGAAGUGAGUGUUCAGUUAUUAUUGAACUUGCUGGGUGUGGUGGCAUACGCCUGUAAUCCCAGCUACUUGGGAGGCUGAGGCAAUAGGCCAGCUUCAGCAACUUAAAAAGAUCCUGCCUCAGGGCUGGGAUUGUGGCUUAGCGGUAGAGCCCUCACCCAGCAUGAGCGGGACCUGGGUUCAAUCCUCAGCACCACAUAAAAAUAAAGGCAUUGUGUUGUGUCCAUCUACACCUAAAAAAUAAAUACUAAAGAAGAAAAAAAGAUUCUACCUCAAAAAAAAAAAGAAAAAAGAAAAGAAAAGGAGUCGGGGCUGGGGUAUAGCUCAGUGGAAGACUGCCUCUGAUUUAAUCCCCAGUAUCAAAAAAGAAUAUUGAAUUGAUUUGAUUCCAUAGCCAUCGGUGAUAAGGAUUUGUGGGGAAGCUACAUAAUUGUACAUUUGGCUCAUUUUUGAAAAGAUGUCCUACCAGUGGCCUCAUCUAGUUUGUGCCACAGACCUGUGCUUUAUGUAUUAUGUCACAUCACCCUAAUAAAUCUCCUUUUUUGAUAAAAUUGGACAA
Molecule: messenger RNA, 1635 nt
Organism: Marmota monax (woodchuck)
Lineage: Eukaryota; Metazoa; Chordata; Mammalia; Rodentia; Sciuridae
Gene: CUNH8orf33
Product: chromosome unknown C8orf33 homolog
Exons: 5
Coding region: 120-812 (230 amino acids)
Source: RefSeq, a predicted model, not a curated record